This is a messenger RNA of Trypanosoma grayi, 2928 nucleotides long. Its product is annotated as valyl-tRNA synthetase. NCBI's taxonomy places the organism in Eukaryota, Euglenozoa, Kinetoplastea, Trypanosomatida, Trypanosomatidae. Gene Ontology annotation, biological process: valyl-tRNA aminoacylation. The transcript has a single exon. The record is from RefSeq and is a predicted model, not a curated record. The coding region runs from base 1 to 2928 and encodes 975 amino acids. Gene Ontology annotation, cellular component: cytoplasm; cytosol. Gene Ontology annotation, molecular function: valine-tRNA ligase activity; aminoacyl-tRNA deacylase activity; ATP binding.
AUGAAGCAACUCAUGCAGCCGAUGGCUGCGGCGUACAACCCCAAGGAGGUUGAAGGCGAGUGGUAUGAGUGGUGGGAAAACUCCGGCUUCUUCCAUCCCGCGACGGACAUGGGUCGCAAGUACAACGGCAAUAAUUUUGUCAUUGUGUCACCUCCGCCGAACGUCACCGGUCAUCUGCACCUUGGCCACUCGCUCACCGGAUCCGUGCAGGACACACUCAUCCGCUUUCACCGCAUGAAGGGCGACAACACUCUGUAUGUCCCUGGCACCGACCACGCAGGUAUUGCCACGCAGGUGGUCGUUGAGAAGCGCCUCAUGCGAGAGCUCGGUAAGUCACGUCACGAUCUGGGCCGUGAGGAGUUCCUGAGGCGCGUCUGGGAUUUCAAGGAGAACCACGCUGGCAUAAUCACCCGCCAGCUGCGGCAGAUUGGCCUGAGUCUUGAUUGGACGCGCGAGCACUUCACCAUGGAUAAUCACUGCGCGGGUGCGGUGGUUGAGGCCUUUGUGAAGCUUCACGAAGACGGCCUGGUGCACCGUACAACGCGCCUCGUCAACUGGUGCUGCGCCCUGCAGAGCGCCAUCUCAGAUCUGGAGGUGGAGUUCACUGACGUGCCAAAGAACUCUAAACUGGCGAUCCCUGGGUACGACAGGAAGGUUGACAUGGGUGUCCUGACACAUGUGGCCUAUAAGUUUGUGGACAGCGAUGAUGAAAUCAUCAUCGCCACCACACGUCCAGAGACAAUACUUGGUGAUACUGCUGUUGCGGUUCACCCAGAUGAUGAACGCUACAAGAAGUACCAUGGCAAGCGCCUUAAGUGCCCUUUCCGCGACGACACGAUUCCUUUGAUUCUUGACCCUAUCCUGGUUGACGUGAACUUUGGCACAGGCGCAGUGAAGAUAACCCCAUCGCACGAUCCAAACGAUUUCGAGGCCGGUGUGCGACACAAUUUGCCGCAGGUGACAAUGAUGGACUUGCAUGGCAACGUUUGCAUCGAUGGUCCAUUUAAGGGGAUGCAUCGGUUUGACUGCCGACGCGAGCUUGUGAAGGCGCUUGAAACUAUGGGCCUUCUGCGUGAUGUUGUCCCAUACGAGUACCGUGUUGGCCGCUGCAGCCGUACAGGCGACAUUGUAGAGCCGCUCCUGAUGCCACAGUGGUUUGUGGACUGCAGUGACAUGGCCCGAAGGGCUGUGGAGGCAGUGCGCAACAAGGACUUGCGCCUGUACCCGUCUUCGCACGAGGCGGUGUGGUACCACUGGCUGGAGAAUAUCAAGCCAUGGUGUGUGUCGCGUCAGCUGUGGUGGGGCCAUCGUAUCCCUGCGUACAAGUGCACUGGUUCAGUGCCAGCCAAUCACGAGGACCCGUGGGUGGUUGCUCGCAACGUUGCGGAGGCGAAAACGAAGGCCCGCGCGAAAUUCAACCUCAGCGACGCGGAGGUGGAGCAGCUCGUGCUGGAGCAGGACCCGGACGUGCUCGACACCUGGUUCAGCUCUGCUAUGUGGCCCUACUCUACCCUCGGCUGGCCGGGUGACACGGAUGACAUGCACAAGUUCUUCCCAGGGAAUCUGAUGGAAACGGGGCAUGACAUUCUCUUCUUCUGGGUUGCCCGUAUGGUGAUGACUUCUCUCCACUUCACAGGGAAGCUUCCCUUCAACGAGGUCUUUCUGCACGCCAUGGUGCGAGACAAAAAUGGAGAGAAGAUGAGCAAAUCAAAGGGCAACGUCAUUGAUCCACUCUUCAUCAUCAAUGGUAUCUCCCUCGAGGGGCUGCACGCAACGGUGACGAAUGGAAACCUUGACGAAAAGGAGGUCCCCAAGGCACUAAAACUGCAGAAGGAUACAUUUCCAAAGGGCAUUCCGGAGUGCGGUAGCGAUGCGCUGCGUUUUGGUCUUCUCUCUUACACUCAGUCGGGGCGCAGUGUCAAUCUUGAUAUCGACCGUAUUGUCGCCUACCGGCAGUUCUGCAACAAACUGUGGAAUGCUGUGCGGUACGUCCUUUACCACGCUCUGGGAACGGAGUACACGCCGAACAUGACCGUUUUUAAUCCCGCCAAGGCAGAGGAUCUUUCUCUGGAGUGCCGCUGGAUUCUUUCCCGCCUCGACGUCGCGGUGGAAGAAUGUACGCGUGGGUUUUCGGAAGGAUCCUACGACUUUGCCCUCUCCACCAACGCUGUGUACCGCUUCUGGUUGUAUGAGUUGUGCGAUGUCUUCCUCGAGCUCACGAAGCCAAUCAUUCAGGGUGGAGGUGAGAAGAAGCAGCUGGUACAAGAUGUGCUGCUGUAUGUGGUGGAAGUGGCACUCCGUCUGUUGCACCCGAUGAUGCCCUUCCUCACAGAGGAGCUGUGGCACCGCCUCCCGCACUACAGCACCUUCGGCAUUGAGAGCAUCAUGCUCGCACCGUAUCCUGUUGUGGCUGGGUGGAAGAACGACACGGUGGAGGAGCAGAUGAAGCUGCUGCUCGAUACUGUGCACUCUGUGCGCUCCAUCAAGGCAUCCUACUCUCUCACCAACAAGCACAAGCCGGAUGUGUGGCUCACUGCUCGCACCGCGGAGGUUAAGCAGCUCUUGAGCUUGCACGACUUCAUGGUGGAGUCACUCGGCGUUGUUGGCAAAGUGUCGGUGAUUUCGCCCGAGGAGGAGGCGUCCUGUGUGCCGAAGGGCUGCGGCUUCUCCGUUGUGAGCAAGGAGGUGGGCAUCAACAUGAUGCUUCUUGGUUUCAUCGACGUGCCGAAGGAAGUGGGAAAGCUCGAGAAGCAGCUCGCCGGGCUGCAGAAGCAGAUCGAGGGCCUCAAGAAGAAGAUGUCCAUCCCCGACUAUGACACGAAGGUCCCUGCGGAUGUGCGCCGCGCCAACAGCGAGAAACUGGAGGCACUAACGGAGCAAGAAAAGCAGCUUUCGGAUGGGCUGGCGAAGAUGAAGGCCAUGCUGUAA